Messenger RNA from Rhinolophus ferrumequinum (greater horseshoe bat), 4180 nucleotides. It is a transcript of the gene PEX26, whose product is annotated as peroxisomal biogenesis factor 26. Gene Ontology annotation, biological process: protein import into peroxisome matrix; protein import into peroxisome membrane. The record is from RefSeq and is a predicted model, not a curated record. Lineage: Eukaryota; Metazoa; Chordata; Mammalia; Chiroptera; Rhinolophidae. Gene Ontology annotation, cellular component: peroxisomal membrane; peroxisome. Gene Ontology annotation, molecular function: ATPase binding; protein-containing complex binding. The transcript has 5 exons. Bases 490 to 1404 code for a protein of 304 amino acids.
UGUAGUCCGGACCCACUCACCUGCACCAAGAGGGCUACUGAGCCGAGCACGAGAGAACUACAACGCCCAGAGUCCUGCGCGCCGCCGGGAGCCGUGGUCCGCACGGCCGCGAGAGCAGGAAAGAUGUCCGCGUCCGCCGUUCUGCGCCAGCUGUGAGCCCUUCAGUUCUUAGAAAGGAACCUGGAACGACACUCCCCGGGGCUAAGGUAGCAUCAGUACCCAUAUGGUGGGGCCAGAGAAACCAGGCUAGAUACUUCAGGGACGCAGCCGUUCUGCAUAUCGAGGUGUAUACUGCUUCCCCAGGUGCCAGCCGAUCCCAGCGUUGGCCUUAGAUAUUUGGCCCCUUCCUUUUCUUUCUCCAGGACUCGGCCUCGGGAAGGGUUGUGGACAAGGCUAUGAGAACGCUCCCUCUUCUCCCAGGCCGAGUCGGGAUAUCCUGUAGCGCCCGGAGAGGCGGCCACUUGGACAGGCUCCGAGCCCAGGCUGGCUAUGAAGACUGACCCCUCGACGUCUGCAGCCCCCCUCAGGGGGGUCGGGGGGCCCUUGCAGAGCAGCGAGCCGGUGCGUGUCGCCCCAGCCCAGUCGGCGGCCGUGGUUCUGCUGGAGGAGGCGGCCGACUUCUUGGUGGUGCACCGGGACUUCCAGGCGGCGCUGCAGACUUGCGAGCGAGCCUGCCAGAGCCUGGCCAACGAUGCCCUGCUGGACGAUGCUGCGGGCAUCUCCUUGGAGGUGAAAUGCUCCCUGUGUGUUGUGGGCAUCCAGGCCCUGGCAGAAAUGGAUCGGUGGCAGCAAGUCCUGUCCUGGGUUCUUCAGUAUUACCAGGUCCCUGAAAAGCUACCCCCCAAAGUCCUGGAGCUGUGUGUUCUUUUAUACAGCAAAAUGCAAGAGCCUGGAGCCGUGCUGGAAGUGGCCAGUGCCUGGCUCCGAGAUGCGGACAAUCAGGCCCUUCCAGAAUACAGAGCCUUGGCUGCACUUCACCUGCAGCGGGUGCUGCUGCCUCUGGGCUGCUUGUCAGAGGCUGAGGAGCUGGUGGUGGGCUCUGCAGCCUUUAGCGAGGAGCAACGGCUGGGCACACUCCAGGCCAUCAGCACAGCAAGGCAGCAGCAGAAACACGAGCAGCUUGGCCCUGAGGACCAGAAGCUGAACCAGGAAGGCUCCUUCUCCCACAAGUUUCUGUCGCUGCUGAUGUUGCUUCGCCGACUUUGGGACUCUGCUGUGAGCCACUUCCUUUCCCUGCCCUUCAAAAAGAGCCUCCUGGCUGCCUUGAUCCUCUGCCUCUUGGUGGUGAGGUUUGAUCCAGCUUCUCCUUCCUCCCUGCCCUUCAUCUGCAAGCUGGCUCAGAUCUUCCACUGGAUCCGGGAGGCCAUGUUUUCUCCCCUCCACCAGCUCCGCGCCCAUGACUAAGUGGUCUUCACCAUUCAUCUCAGCGUCUACUUCGCACAGCGGAGUAACUCUUCCAUGGCAGCCAAUUUCCUGCUGCUGGCUGGGCCCCUGCAGGAGUGGCGACAGCCUAAUUCCUUGAAGAGCUCAUCAUAGCACGUGAACUGUGUCUUGCUGACUGAAUGCUCUCCCCGUUGCACCCCACUUUGGCUGGUGUCAGUAGAUCAUGUGGGAACAAAGCCAGGUCAGAGGGAAUAAGUCCUCUAGAACAUUCCCUCCUCACACCCAGAGGGGUUUGGGGAUGGAGAGUGCAUCCAUGAAACAUUCCACCUUCUUGGCAAAGUAAAGGGUUGCUUUUUCAGGUCAGGAUAUGAAUGAAGCUGAGAGUUCAGAAAACCCCCGAUGAAGUGACCUUUCACCUUUGACUGCCUUGAAAACCUUACCUGUGAGGAUUGCCUCUAGGACUGGCCUUUAAUUCAGCAGAGUGCAGUCUGAGAGGGCCUCUCCUCUCUCUUCUGUUCUUCCCCACAGAUCUGGUCUAGUUGUUCACUGGUACACCAUUCCCAUGGUUUUGCAUUUGGGCUUGAAGCUGUUCACACCAGGGCGUGGCUUUCAGAACCACCCAGGUGAUUCCUGAAAACUGAGGCCGCUCCGCUCUUCUCACUGGGUAAAGUGAUCUUGCUUGGUGCUUCUUGGGCGUCAGCUCAGUUUUCCAGGUAGUCGGUGGCCAGGCUGCUGUUACGCUCAGUAUCGUUGCCCUUGCUACUCCUGCCCACCCCUCCCCUGCCCUGCAGUAGGAGUUUUGUACCAUGUCUGAUGGCUGUUUCACCAGGUUCUGCCAGUAUUCUUGCCUCCUUGGUACACACCAUUGUUGGUUCCUCCUUUCUAUGUCCUGUUCUAGUUCUAGUCUGUUGUUUGUAUAAGGCACAAGUUUUUCUGUUUGUGUGGCCUUGAAAAGUAGGCCAGCCGCAGAGGCUGAUGAGCUGAAAAUGGAACUGGGUCAUUGGGAGCUGGCAGGGAUGUGUGGAAGGGGCUGGGCAGAGGGGAGACAUGGGUUUUGAAGGCAGCAAACAGUCUUAUCCAUUGUUAGGAGCAGGCAUGGGCCUAGCGUCUGAACACCUGACAUGUUUCAGUGUUUCCUGUCACUGGCCACAAGAAUUUCACAGUUUCCAUGCAAAUAAGUGUGAAAUACUAUGUGGUCAAGAUUGCAAAAGGCUUCCAGCAGGGCCAGUCUUUCUGCGCUGAAGGCCAAGCACACCACCCCUGCUGGGACCUGGGUCAGGGCUGACGCCAGGAAUAUGGGCGGUGCCUUUAGCUUUUCCGAGGUUGAUUUUCUGGAGUUGCAAGUCAACAACUUCUCUUUAGUAAAAUGGGUAGAGUAAGUAAACUUCAUCUGCUGUGGAGAUGUUGAGGUCCUAGUGUGUGGUCCAGCUCUGUAGGAAACAAAUCUAUGCUUUUACAUAUGGGCUUUUAAUAGAGUUAAAAACUCUGGGGAGAGGAAGGGAAGGGAGCUAAGCUUUGAGAUGUCUCCUUUAGAAUGAUUUCUUAACAUGAAAAUCUGGUCCUGUUCACUGCCCUAGAUACAACUCUGUAAGGCUUUCCAUGGCCCACAGGUGAGACCCACGUUCUCCUUCAUGGAUUGAAGGCCCCUCGGGCACUGGUCUUGGAACACCCCCACUUCAUGGGGGGUCUCUCUCCCUUUGUCCGCUGCCCUCCGGCUGCCCCUUUAGUCAGCUCUCUGAACACUGCACUCCCUCACCUCUGCUGUUCCCUUGGGAAGGUCAACCCCCCUUUUUCCUGGUGAGCUCCUCAACCUUCCAGACUUACACAAGGGUUACCUCUGGCAAUCCUUCCCCCGGGUCCCCUGCUUCCAGCCCUGAUUUUAUAAGCUUUCUGUGGUAGUGACCCCAUGGCCGUAACGGCUGUGAAAAUUUUUGUUGCCUCAGGAACUGUGAGCUCUUUGAAGCUGGGGCAUGGGGCUUGUGGCCGUGUUAGGAGUCAGGUUUGGAUCCUUGCUCUAGCACGCGUUGGUGGUGUGACUGUUGGGAAGUGACUGAACCUCUCACCCUUAGUGUUCUCCUCUGUGAGUUCUCUUUACUUUGGAGAGUAAAUGCUACUUAGGAAGCAUUUGUAUGUUCACCGGCCCCAAGUGAGAGCUCUCGAGAGGGCCCAGCCCAAUGCCAGGGAGUUAGGUGUCCAGAGGUGUUAAAGGAGUGAAUUCACAUAACUGACGUGACAAGAGGUCUGUGUGCUUUUGGUGAGUGUGUGGGGUUUGUAUUGUGAAAACCGGGAGAAGAAAGAGGCCCUGGCCACGCCAAACUCAGUUCUCAGUCUCCCCUGAGGUUCCCUAGUACUACUAUGCUUGCAGGCCUCUAGGUUCUUGGUUUAUGUUUGUCCUGAACUCAGCAGUGGUCUCGUGACCAGCCCGGCUACCUCCCUAGUCAGACAAGGAGCUUACAGCAAAACUGCUCCGAUGACUUGGACCUUUUCUCAGGAUACAGGCUGGCACUCAUUUCAGUCUUCAGCUCUGGGCUCAACGAGAUCAGAGGUGAAGAAGCAGGACUUCCUUCUCAGACUUACACCCGUGCUGUCCAGUCUGGUAGGCAUUAGGCACAUGUGGCUGUUGAGCACUUGAAAUAUGGCCGGGCCAGAUUGAGACGCUCUAUAUAUGUGUACAAUCCACACUGAGUUUUGAAAACUUAGUGCUAAAAAAUGAUGGAAACUUGAUUUUUAUAUUGAUUGUAUGUUGAAAUGAUAAUGAUUUGGACAUACUGGGUUAAAUAAAGUUUAUUAAAAUGAA